This is a messenger RNA of Anthostomella pinea, 1359 nucleotides long. The record is from the annotation of a GenBank genome assembly. NCBI's taxonomy places the organism in Eukaryota, Fungi, Ascomycota, Sordariomycetes, Xylariales, Xylariaceae.
AUGUGGAUAGGGAGAUUUGUAUCAAUCCUUGCCCUCUGCGGCCUGGCCAGAGGGACAAUACUCCAGAACGGUCAAGUGAGGGUCACAGAUUACCCUGAGACGAAAGUCGACGCCUCGGCGUAUGAUUUCCAGACGUACGACGCGAACGCCACCGAGAUAUCCUACAAGGGGAGAUGGGACUCGAAGAAAGUUGGGUGGUGGUCCGCCCCUGGGCUUGUCUUCGGCUUCACCGGAGAAACCGUCGCCAUCACCUUUGGUGACCUGACCUCAGACGCCACGCUCAUCGGAUAUCGGAUCGGCGGCAUGGACUGGAACUUCACCAACGUCACCGCGGGCGCCACGCACCUGCUCGUCACGUCCGCGACGCCGGGCGUGAACGAAACGUACCCAGUGAGCCCCCUGACGUUCGAGAUGUACGUCUCGAACUGGGGUUACGGCGUGCAGAUCGCCAGCGUCCACGUCGCGGCCGGGGAGGCGCUGGUCAAGGUCCCGAGUUACAAUCGCACCAUCGAGGUCAUCGGCGACAGUCUGUCGGCGGGCCAGUACACGAGCUUCGAGGGCAUGUCGUCGUAUGCGUACGGCGUCGGCGAGGGUCUCGGCGACACCGAGUGGUCCGUCACCGCGUACCCGGGCAUCUGCGUCGCGGACCAGAACUGCUGGGGCAAUCCGCGGGGGCAGGUCCACCAGUGGUUCUAUACUUCUGAUACGAGCGGGCGGGCGAUUUCGAUCUGGGGCGAGUCUAGUUUGACUGGGCUAGCAUUGGUCUGGGUGAAAGACGCGACGACGGCUGACGCGUUGGCAGACGACCCCGAGCCGUGGGAUUUCAGCAAGCAAGAGACUACACCGGACAUCGUGGUCAUCAACCUCGGCACCAACGACAACAACGCGGCCAACAACGUCACGACGGAGACCUUCGUCGAUGCCUACACGAAGCUCAUCGAGGGCGUGCAUGGGAAAUACCCUAAGGCGCAGGUCAUCGUGAUGCAACUCUGGAUCGGCUUCAAUGCCUACGGCAACAGCUACAACCAGAGCCUGGGCUACGAGCAGGAGCUGAAGGACAUCGUGACGUACUUCAACUCGCACUCGUACCUGUCGGCGCCAAAGAUCUGGGACGGCACGGCGAACACGACGACUACGCUGAACGUGACCAGCGCGCCGUUCGUGCACUACUUCAGCACCAAGGGCAUCCUGCAGCACAACGACAUCGGCCCGCAGUACCAUCCCACGGACGUUGGUGCCGUCAAGGUUGCGAGCCACUUGACCCAGUUCAUCCACCUGAAGUUCGGGUGGGAGCUGCUGGCCACUGGACCGGAGGUGCAACACGGGACGCUGUACUGGAACGACGAGCAGGAUUACUGA